This is a messenger RNA of Ostrea edulis (European flat oyster), 890 nucleotides long. RefSeq names its product cerebellin-3-like. The record is from RefSeq and is a predicted model, not a curated record. The coding region runs from base 30 to 653 and encodes 207 amino acids. NCBI's taxonomy places the organism in Eukaryota, Metazoa, Mollusca, Bivalvia, Ostreida, Ostreidae. Gene Ontology annotation, molecular function: protein binding. The transcript is spliced from 2 exons.
UGGCAUUCCAAAUUUGGUGAACUACAGAUAUGGGUCCUCUGUUUUGUCUGUUGGGCGUUUUCGUCAUCACUGUUGCGGGUUCCUCAUGUUCCGAUAGGAAUUCCUGUUCGAUGAAGUUAUACGAAUUCGAAAACUGUCUCAAAACUCAGCAUACCGCUAUGGAAGUCCGUCUACAGGCACUGGAAACUGAGAUGAAAGAGUUGCAUGAAGAUACCAGCUACCAUGCCUCGUUCCUUGCGGGUAUUACUCCCUCUGUCAAACUUGUCAAUAGAAGCAUGCUGAUAUUCAACAACGUAAUGCUCAACAAGGGCGGUGGUUACAACGGUACAUCUGGCAUCUUUACCGCCCCCGUGAAGGGCGUGUACUCUUUUACACUCACAAUAGGCUUACAUGCUCCAGAGGUCGCGACCAAUAACCUUGAAUUUCAUAUCAUGAAAAGUACAGAAAUUGUUGGUUUCUUGUUCAUCGAAUGGGAGGGUAAAUGGUUGAAGAGAUCUGAGAGCACUGUGGUGGACCUUCAGGCGGGAGACCGAAUUCAUGUAAUGGUGGCCAUUGCGCCAGACGAGUUCGAUGAGCUUCCAGGUGCUUCCGACUAUCCCGGAAGUGCGUACAAUAACCACUUUUCUGGUUUCUUAAUUGAGCAUGAACAUUAACAGGAGGACAAGAGUCGAGUUAGUUUGCAUACUUUGUGGGAAAAGUGAUCCCAUUUGGUAUAAGGGUAAAUCAAGAUGAUUUAAAAACCAAAAUCAAUUGGAUAUUGCAAUAUGGUGUGUAUGCAACAAUGGCUGUUGUAUUUCCGCUUUACGUAAACGUACGAGUGACGAGAAAGAGAUGUAAUGUGCCUACUGAUUUGAUAGAUGAUAGAAUACAAUAAAUUACAAUUGUAAAAA